AUGUACGGCAACAGUCGAGCUCCUCCGCCGGUCUCGCCAAUGUACCAACAGCGGCCCGGGGUUCCUCAACAGCAAAUGUACCAGCAACAACAACAGCAGAUGUAUCGUCCAGCCCCGAUGAACUAUGCUCAACAGCCUCGGAUGCCUGGUGCUCGUCCAAUGCCACCAAACAUCCCUCAAAACUACAGACCGCCACCCGUUGCUCGUCAACACGCUCAACCGCCGCCUUAUAUGAUCCCUCCUCCGAAUCAGUACGGGAUGCCCGCUAAUCCAUACGGAAUGCCUCCUCGUCCUCAGCAGAUGCAACGCGGAGGUUAUCCACCAAUGCCAGUCCCACGUCCUCCACCAAUGCAACCCUUCUACGAUGAUGUAGUUUACGCUUACAAGAACCGAAGAGAUACGAGCUAUACAUCUAGUUACUCUGACUCUGGUUCCGAAUCAUCGGCCACUCUCGCCGAAGACACUCCCGAAGCUCGUGCUGGUCCAGCUUAUCGUGGUGGAAUGGGUGUCCCAAGACGGGGUUACUAUCGCGACUCGAUGACUUCAGCUUCGGACGAUAGUGAAUACGACAAUCGAAAAGAACAAAAGCGAUCAAACGUACCCUUAAAGUCGUUUGCUCUACUAGAUGAUCCAGCUGACAAGACUCACGGCCCUGGAAAAGAAUGGCAUGGAAACACCAAAGUAGUCAUGGCUCUCCUCGCUGAAAUGUGGCUCAUAAAUAUGCUUGUUAUUUUGGGUGGUACAUAUGGUAUGACCUUCUGGUUGCCUCAAUACUAUCUUGAUGAUGUACUCUGGAAUACUGGUUGUUACUGGAAACUCGCUUGGCUCUUGCCUAUGCCAUAUACAUUAAUUUGUUUCUUUGGGUUGACAAUGCCCUUCCGAACACCCAAAUUCCUCUACACCCGUGACAACCUCAAAAAGAGACGUCUUGAUAACUUAUAUAUAUUAACCGUUACCAAAGGUGACAAUCGAGAAGCUGUGUAUCGGUCUUGGAAUUCACACAAACACUUGGAACGUCUACAUCCUUGUAUUCGUGUGCACGUAUUGACUGAUGAACCAUACUUCUUCGACAACAUUAAUUGUUAUACUUGCCCUAAGUCCUUUACCACCGCAAACUCGAAAUAUAAGGCUCGUGCAUUAGAAUGGUACAGAGUAACCAUGCGAUACACCGAAUAUGACUGGAUAUUGCAUCUCGAUGAAGAAUCUGUCACUGAUGACGAGACUGUACGUCGUAUUUUGGACUUCAUCUGGUACGAAACAGACUAUCACUGGGGUCAAGGUGUCAUUCUCUACAACCAAUACAAGUACUGGACCAACUGGAUCUUCACUGUCGCUGAUGCCAUUCGAGUCGGUGAUGACUUGUCUCGUUUCCAACUUCAGUACACAUACUUCCAUCGUCCCAUUUUUGGAUGUCACGGAUCAUUCUUGCUCACCAAUGGUCUUGUUGAAAACGCUGUGACCUGGGAUUUGGGUAGUUUGACGGAGGACUACCAAUUCUCAACACAUGCUUGGGAAAAGGGCUUCAUGUGUGGAAAGAUUCCUGGAUUGGUUCGUGAACAAUCACCUCUGGACUUGAUUGGUUUCUUGAAGCAGAGAAGGAGGUGGUAUGUUGGUAUUCGUCGAUUGCCAUUGGUCUUGCCAAAGAUUUGGGCCUUCUUCUGGACAUUGGGUAUCUUAUGUUUGUACGGUACUCUUGCCUCAAUUCCUCUUGGUAUUAUCUACAAUUUUGGAACUCCCCGUUGGUUUGGUUUCUUGAAGGACUUUACAUUUGUGACCUUUGUAUACUUGUACUUGCUGGGUAUCUUCAUACAGGAUCUGGAUCGCAAAGUCAACCCAGUCCUACUCAUACUUCGGUUGCCAAUUACUUUCCUGAUUCAAUUUAUUGCUUCAGUGAUGGAAUGUGCAGCCGUCUGUUAUGCUAUUUUGUUCCCACCUGCCGAUUUUGACGUCAUCAAGAAAUAA
Synchytrium microbalum is the source of this 1962-nucleotide messenger RNA. RefSeq lists its product as uncharacterized. Gene Ontology annotation, cellular component: cytoplasm. The transcript has 9 exons. The record is from RefSeq and is a predicted model, not a curated record. NCBI's taxonomy places the organism in Eukaryota, Fungi, Chytridiomycota, Chytridiomycetes, Synchytriales, Synchytriaceae. Gene Ontology annotation, molecular function: beta-1,4-mannosyltransferase activity. The coding region runs from base 1 to 1962 and encodes 653 amino acids.